This is a messenger RNA of Danaus plexippus (monarch butterfly), 2640 nucleotides long. RefSeq names its product protein cereblon-like. The record is from RefSeq and is a predicted model, not a curated record. The transcript is spliced from 7 exons. NCBI's taxonomy places the organism in Eukaryota, Metazoa, Arthropoda, Insecta, Lepidoptera, Nymphalidae. The coding region runs from base 183 to 1559 and encodes 458 amino acids.
UCUGUCAAAUAUGAGUUAUCAAAUUCAACUGUCAAUUGUGAUCAGAAAUACUUUUACGAUUAAAAAUAUUCGUUUACAACUAUUUUUGUUGCUUAACCAAACUGUUAACAUUAUUUUUCCUCUACCAAGUUUAUAAUUAAUCAUUCAAAAUUUCACUUUUAAGAGAAUUAUUGAGACGAAUAAUGCAGGACAAUGUGGCUUCCGACGGGGAAGAAGAGAGAAAUGGUGAAGGUAAUGGCGAAUCUGAAGAGGAGCAAUUUGAUAUUUCACUUGCAGCCUCACAUUCGUACAUGGGAAACAGCCUGGUAGCAGUGAGCGGUCGCUCAGUGUUGGAGGCGGGUUGGGUGGGCCGAGUUCCGGUGGCAGCACACCAUGGCACAGUAUUCCCUGGCGAAACGGUGCCCAUGCUCCUCACCCAUCCCCACGACGCCGCCAUCAUCACGCGUGCCAUCAAGCAUAACAAGCUAUUUGGCCUGCUCUGUCCUGAUGAAACUGGCAGCCUGGUGUCCGGGUACGGCGUCUUGUGCGAGGUGUUCGAGGCGGGAGUGGGUGCCGACGACGAGCCCCCGCGCACGCUCUCUUUUAAGGCACGCGCCACUCAUCGCUUCCGCUGCCUCCACAUGCCCAAGCAUUCGGUGCCCAUACACAUGUACUCCAGGAUGCGUGCCGUUGACGUGCGCGUGCUACCCGAAGUCCGACUCGGGGAGCCCCUGAGACACGCGCGACUCGCCAGCCUCGACACCCUAAGGCGGUCAACGUCGGACUGUCGCCUACGCUGUAUGGAUGCAGCCGUGACGCCGUGGCCGCUGUUCGUGUACGACAUUUUCGACUACCGCCGCAUGAGACGGAUCAUCGAGGACUACUUCAGGACCAUGUCGCUAGGUCAGUACAGCUCUCGACGGCAGCUCCUCUCUGCCGCUCCAUACAAGCGUUACGCUCUGUUUCGUUUCAGAGAACCUGCCGGAGGAGGCGGUGUCUCUAUCGUUCUGGACGGCGUCCAACUUGGCGCUGUCGGCGCGCGACCGCCUGGCCCUGUUCGUGGUGGACGACGCUCUACUCCGCCUGCACAUGGAGGUGCGACUCAUCACCAGGAAGAGCGUGUUGUGCUGCGCAUCGUGCGCGACGGUGGUGGCUCGGCGGGAGGACAUCUUCGCCAUGUCGAGCGAGGGCGUGCAUGCCAACUACAGCAACCCGGGCGGCUACAUGCACGACAUAGUGACGGUGUCCCGCGCCUCCAACACGGCCCCCGGCGGCGCGCCUUCCUCCGAGUUCUCGUGGUUCCCGGGCUACUCGUGGACGGUGGCGCUGUGCUCCUCGUGCACCUCGCACGUGGGCUGGAGGUUCGACGCGCGGCGCCGGACCCUCCGGCCGCAGCACUUCUACGGCCUGUGUCGCAACUUCGUGCGGCCGCGGUGCGACGGAGACUCCUCGCCCGCCUCGUCCCCCACACCCUCGGCCUCCCCGCCCGCCGCCGAGCCGGAGGACGAGUCGCUCCGAGACUCGUGAACGAUCAUCGGCAGGUUGCUAGACGAUCUCUCGAGGAACGGCGUCCCGGAUGACCUCGUUUUUUACGCUUUAUUGUGAAAUUGUGAAAGUACCGCGGCUCAGACCAUACAAUGUGAUGACGGCGGGAUGUGGCGGGUCCACGGCGAGCGCGAGCUGAAUACGAUACGGAGGUGAAGAACAGUUUUAUACGGUCGGUACAAAUUGGGGUACGGACGAAAGAUAUACUUAGAGGUCUACAUUAACUGUAAUAAAAGGAAUCAAAAUAUCCCUACACCUAGAGGUUUUAAUAUUAUGAUUUGUAAAUAUUCAUCUGCUGGCGAUCUUCUUGUUGAGUGAAUUCUGACGAAACAUUUUAUAGUUAGUCGCGAAAAAUCUAUGUUUGAAUGUGACGCACACUACCUGUGCACUACCUAUAUCUAUAUAUUUUAUUUUAAGUUUAACUUUCUAUAUAUUUUAUUUGUAAGUCGACUUUGUAUUUAAAACACUAUGUAGCGAGUUGUUUUUAAACAGUAAUCUAAGUGUGGAGGAUGAGUCGCUACCAAAAAAUGUAUAUCCUGAAAAAAAUAAGACGUCGUCACAAAAUGUAGGGUAGGAGGGAGGAGACGCCGCCGACGACUGUUACUGAUAUAGAUUUUUUCUUUACCAGAGGAGAAAUCGGUAGAUGUAAAAUGAAAUAAUUUCUAAAUACGUAGUUUGAAUUAUUGUUCAUAUUUCACAAAUUGUUGGAGUUCAGACUCCGGUGCGGUGCUACUAGAACAUAAAUCUUUUUCUUGUCUCCUCUGUAUUAGUUGCGUUCUCUUUAUUUCCAAUCGCUUUGUGAAACAAAAAGUCAUUAUUUGUUUGUCGAAGUCGGAUAUUGACCCACGGACGCGCCCGCACCAACACACACAGAUAUUAUUGUUAAGAAAAUUCACAUUAGGAUUAUAUAAAACUUGUUUCACAUGAAUCUACCACCAUCGUUCCUAGAUGGCGCCACGGCACGUCGGCUGCAUGCCGAAACAAUAUGAAUGUUAUGAAAUGACAUAUUUUAUUAUUAUUCUAUUGGCAGCUUGAAAUAAAAUAAUUGUGAUGUCUGCGCUCAUAUCUUGGGUUAACUGUUUAUAUAGUAUAGUAAAUAUAUUUUCUUCUCCAAAA